CCAGGAUCCCCCAGACUUUGGAAAUUGUCAAACAUGCAGUAGAUAUUGAGGAACAAGGAGUGAAAGUCAAGCUGACAGUGAUUGAUACUCCAGGACUUGGGGAUGCAAUAGACAAUACGGAGUGCUGGAAACCAAUUGCCGAUUACAUUGAUGGCCAGUUUGAACAGUAUUUCCGGGAUGAGAGUGGCCUUGACCGCAAGAAUAUUCAGGAUGGCCGUGUUCAUUGCUGCCUCUACGUCCUCUCGCCUUUUGGGCACGGACUCCGCCCCCUGGAUAUAGAAUUCCUCCGAGCCAUUCAUGACAAAGUCAACAUUCUGCCUGUGAUUGGAAAAGCAGAUUGCUUGACACCGAAAGAAGUGCAGCAAAAGAAAGAAAAGAUUCGGCAGGAGUUAGAAGCCAACAGCAUCUGCACUUAUGAGUUUCCUGAGUGUGACUCCGAUGAAGACGAAGCGUUCAAAACUCAGGAUGCUGAGAUGAAGAGGAGCAUGCCUUUUGCUGUCGUUGGAUCUAGCCACGUGGUCGGAGAGUUAAAGGGCAAAGGAUUUCGGGGAAGAGAGUAUGCGUGGGGAACAGUGGAAGUGGAGAACGCUGCUCACUGCGACUUCCUUAAACUUCGGAACAUGUUGAUUCAAACUCAUAUGCAGGACCUGAAGGAUGUGACCCACGAGGUUCAUUACGAAAAUUACCGCGCACAGUACAUUCAGAGUCUCACCAGACCCGGGGCUCGGGAUCGCAGUAGCCGCGCGAAACUGUCACGCCAGAGUGCCACUGACCUGCCUGUCCUGCCUAUGUCCGACACAGAGAAAUUAAUUCGCGAGAAGGAUGAGGAGGUAAGUCACAAAGAGAAACAGGACCGUUGUGCGAAUUUUUACAGUUCCCUGAGGGACUGAAUAUUCCAACUACGCAAGCGAUAGGGUUGAUGGCAAAGGAGAAUUGAUGGACAUCUGCAACAUUCCAUCUCAUUUUUUCCUUCUUGAUUUCCCUCUAAGUUGCAAGGG
Molecule: messenger RNA, 998 nt
Organism: Thamnophis sirtalis
Lineage: Eukaryota; Metazoa; Chordata; Lepidosauria; Squamata; Natricidae
Source: RefSeq, a predicted model, not a curated record